Aspergillus ibericus CBS 121593 is the source of this 4008-nucleotide messenger RNA. RefSeq names its product putative ubiquitin fusion degradation protein (Ufd1). Gene Ontology annotation, cellular component: VCP-NPL4-UFD1 AAA ATPase complex. The record is from RefSeq and is a predicted model, not a curated record. Bases 1 to 4008 code for a protein of 1335 amino acids. Gene Ontology annotation, molecular function: polyubiquitin modification-dependent protein binding. The transcript has 3 exons. NCBI's taxonomy places the organism in Eukaryota, Fungi, Ascomycota, Eurotiomycetes, Eurotiales, Aspergillaceae.
AUGUCCGAAGGCGAGUUAUGGUCCACUUUAGUCACCGCCAUCGAUCCCGGUAGUAUCAAAGCCAUGCCAGCUGUCCUUCAGUCGACCAUCGAUCUCUUGGAGACGGAACUGGCCAAGGCCAGAGCUGCGCUCCAUGAAAUACAACCCGCCGCUGGCCCCUUGUUUACGAGGAGGGAUGAGCUCGCCCUCGGUGCGGUGGCAGCAUAUCGUCAAAAUCUCAUUGACCGCGCGCCGGGGUUCUUCUAUGGCACGAGCCGAUUGACGCCAAAGGAACUGGGCCUUGUUCCCACCGUCCGCGAAGUACUGGCAGAUGACGAUGACAAGCAGUUGGUGACUGAGCCUGAGCAACAGCACCAACCUGUCCUUCCCGUAUCGCCGAGGCGCCCUUCCUUAGUCGAUUUGUUAUCCAACAGUUUGGUUCUCGAUCAUAUGGCCCCGUAUCUUUCGACCUCAUCAUUGUUCGCUUUGGUAUCGACCUCCCAUCUUGUCCGAUCCUUGAUCAUGGGCACGCCUUACGUUUUCCGACAUCUCGAUCUGACCCAAUGCCAUGGGGCCAAACUGGCCAGUUCAUUGACUAUGGGCUCUGCCGAGCAAACGGUGAGGGGUGAUCAAAUGAAUGAUUCCAUGACCGAGGAUGAAUACUACUCGUCGCCUUUGAGGAACGUCUUUGCCCAUCUUGAGAGAAAGUCGCUCUUGCAAGAUGUGCGUACCUUGAUCUUGGAUGGUCUGUCCGUUCCGGCGGACUUGAUUGCGGAGAUCAUCCUUACGGAUCGUUUCAACAUCAACAUUCUGUCAAUAAGAGAGUGCCGUCAUCUCAACGAGCGUAAACUUAUGCAGGUUAUAAACCAUGCCGUCCGACCCACGCGUCCCAAGGGCACACCGCGCGUGAAAGGCAUCUAUCACUUCACUCCUUUAAAUCAAUCUCGUGCGACGGUACGCAGCAAAUACCGUGAUUGGUGGAGCUCGAGAUGUUCUCGCCAAGUUUCUUGCACGGCUCCAACUUCGGAAGACAGCGCUGCAGCCAGUGACCAUGCUGAGGGUAAUACGCAUCAGCAGAAUGCAUGGUAUCGAUCGUCCGGGCAGCUCUUCAAGCAAAGUGUUGAGGAUGGGUGGGCGGAGACAGUCAAGAAAUGCGAAGGCAUCAUUGCUUUUGAUGCAGUCUUGUGCCACGGCCCACGACAUGACGUUGAUCGUUACACCCCAAUGCCGCAGAACCAGAAUGGAUCUCAUCCAGAAAGUCGACUGCUUGGGCCAAAGCUCGCCACUGUUGCCCUAGGUCCCAGAGGAUGUGAUGGCUGCCACACCUCCCCGGAAGGCCCGGCAUUUUGGGGCCAGUCCCCGGACGAUAGAUUCCCUCUGCUUGCGCCGCCACCGUACCAUACUUCCUCCGUAGCCAAGGCAAAACGCCCGGUGUUGAUUCCGGAUGAGCAGCCGAGUCUAAUCGUUCGCUGCACGGAGUGUGUGACUGACCGGUGGUGUCAUCGUUGCAACAAAUGGUUCUGUGAAGAUUGUUUGCCCCAUCCCGAGCGCGGAAGGAAUGAUCUCUCGCCGCACCAGACGGCAGUCAGGGGUCCACGGAGCAGCCAGGAUAGUACUGAGCAGCCCCAAGAGCACACGUGUGCCCAGUGCAAGGCGGAUUGUCAGCGAACCUGCCGGAGUUGUCGAGGUGAUUAUUGCGUCGAGCACAAUGAGGGAUGCUCCUCGACGAUGUUGACCGUCGCUCCGCCGCCGCAAAUUCCCAGGCUCCCAGGCGAUAAGAUUACGCUGCCACCUUCCGCGCUCGAGCAACUCCUGGCGGCUGCCCCGCUUCAAGAGGUGAAUUCGCCGGGCCCGGCACGCCAGUACACCAGCGCUUUUGACCCCUUCAACCCGCAUACCUUCGCCGCCGAGUCCCAAGCACGCGAGCGGGGUGUGGAUCGCCAGCAGCAACUGCCCCAUCCGCUCACGUUCCGCAUCGUUAACCCGCAAAAUAACCGUGUGGUAUAUGCUGGUGUCCGCGAGUUUUCUGCGGCAGAGAAUGAGAUUGGCCUCAGUGCUUUUCUACGAGGCGCCCUUGGCAUUGCUACGCAAAAUCCGGGGUCCUCCGCUGUUGUAGGUGAUGCGGGAGACGAUGUACCAGCCGCGCCGGCUACGGUCACGGUUCACGCCCAGCAGUUGCCGAAAGGCACCUAUGUCCGUCUGCGCCCGCUUGAAGCUGGAUACGACCCGGGGGAUUGGAAGGCUUUGCUCGAACGGCAGCUGCGUGAUAACUACACCACAUUAACCUCUGGCGAAGUCCUUACUGUUGCGGGGAGCGGCAACCAGUCGUUUCAGUUCUUGGUUGAUAAAGUUGAGCCUCAUGGCACUGGCAUAUGUGUUAUUGAUACGGAUUUGGAGGUGGAUAUCGUCGCCUUGACCGAGGAGCAAGCCAGAGAGUCUUUACAAAAACGAUUGGAGAAAGCUUCCCGAGUAUCUAGUGCUGGAGCGGGUACAUCUAUUGGUGGCGAACUUCAACUCGGUCAAGUAGUCACUGGCCGGGUAGCCCCCGGGGAUUAUGUCGAUUACGAACUUCUUAAAUGGGAUCCCGCAAAUGCACUCGAAGUAUUUGUUGAAAGCGCCGACAACGCAGAUGUCUGUCUCUUUGUCAGUCCCCUUUCCCCUCGCCAGCGAAACCGACCACGGGAGGACGAGCAUGUAUUUGGUGACUUAUCAAGCCAGUCAACUAAACGGAUAAGAAUCCAGCCGACGAAUGUUGAUAUGGAAGGGGCCGAGACCUUGUAUAUAUCGGUGCACGCGUGCACUUCCACUGAGAGCUCGGACACGGGAGACUCGGCUCCCCGCUUGCCGUUGCCAUACAGCCUACAGAUUCAUGCUGGACCCUCCUUGACAAGUCAUGAGAGCCUUUCAGCCACCGGACCAGAGAACCAUGACCCGGGCGACGUACAGUGUAAAAACUGCCAUCAAUGGGUGCCUCAACGAACAUUAAUAUUGCAUGAAAACUUCUGCCUUCGGAACAAUAUCCUUUGUCGUCAGUGUCAGAACGUGUUCCAGAAACGGUCAGCAGAAUGGCAGAAUCAUUGGCACUGUCCGCAUGACUCGGCCUAUGGCGAUGGUCGUAUAGAGCAGCACAGACACAACCUCUGCUUUCACACUAAGCGUUUCUGUGGCGGUUGUGGCUUUGAGGCGGAGAAUCUUCCUCGUCUUGCUCAGCAUCGCACAACCGUCUGCCCGGCCAAACUUAUCCUCUGCCAAUUCUGUCAUCUUGUGGUUCCCCAACGGAGUGAAUCAGACCCUGACAUGCAUGACCCGGACGUUUUAGUCUCCGGCCUUACCCCGCAUGAAUUGGUGGAUGGUGGUCGGACAACCGAAUGCCAUCUUUGUAACAAGAUCAUCCGAUUGCGGGACAUGAAGACGCACCUUCGCCAUCAUGAUUUGGAACGUCUCUCCCGUCCAACCCCUCGCAUUUGCCUAAAUCAGAACUGUGGGCGGACGCUUGAUGGACGCGGUACACAAGAUGCAGUCAACCUUGGCCUCUGCAGCAUCUGUUUUGGGCCACUAUAUGUAGACACUUAUGACCCUGAAGGGAAAGCGCUCAGGCGACGUGUCGAGCGUCGCUACCUUUCCCAGAUGAUGACAGGCUGUGGUAAGACUUGGUGUCAAAACGAGUAUUGCAAAACGGCGAAGCAAGCUAGACAAGCCCCUACAUCUGGUCUAAAUUCUGCGUCCGCACCCAUCGGUGCGGCAGCUAUCUUGACUGCUGUGAGACCUUUGCUUGACACCGUGAACCUCGGGGGAGAUGCACCCAACACUGCACCUUUCUACCUUUGCGCAGACCAGGUGGGUCAGCAACGCCGUCUCGCCGCGGAAAUUCUCGCAGCCGAGGGAACAAUAGUUAGUGGAAGGGCUUAUGAUUUGCCAUGGUGCGUCGCCGCUGUGGAAGCCACGGUAGGAAAUCUAGAAAAGGCGCGAGAAUGGUUGGAAAAUUGGGCCCCCGCUCAUGGUGAAGGGGCGGGUGCCGUUCAGCAGUAA